Plectropomus leopardus (leopard coralgrouper) is the source of this 6989-nucleotide messenger RNA. RefSeq names its product TopBP1-interacting, checkpoint, and replication regulator (gene ticrr). Gene Ontology annotation, biological process: DNA replication; response to ionizing radiation; regulation of DNA-templated DNA replication initiation. Gene Ontology annotation, molecular function: chromatin binding. NCBI's taxonomy places the organism in Eukaryota, Metazoa, Chordata, Actinopteri, Perciformes, Serranidae. Gene Ontology annotation, cellular component: nucleus. The record is from RefSeq and is a predicted model, not a curated record.
AUGGCUUUGCACAACUUGGUUUUUGUCAUCGAUGUGGAUUAUGAAGAUCACUGUUCAGGAGAUCAGCUGGAUGUCAGAAAUCAUCUCGUAAAACGAGGAAUAUUAUUAACCCUGCUGCAUUUCGGCUACAAAUAUGGAUUUGACAAAGUGCGUUGGGGUUAUAAGUUCUUUCAGUCCAAGACUGGCCGCAAUGCAAGUCUCCUAUCAAGGGGGUCAGACUUCAAGGAGCUCCGCCACAAAACUUUUGAUGACUUUGAAAUAGAGUUUGAAGCCAAGUUUGAUCUGAAGGAUAAACCGUGCCCUUCUAAGCAGAAACAGCAACCCAAUCAAUCUGCCUUAGUUCAAAAUGCACUCAAAGAAACCCUGCUGGACUUCCAGUGGGACAGACCAGACAUCACCUCUCCCACCAAACUGUCCCUGAGGCCGCGGAAGUCGAGUCAACCUGGGAAGCCCAGUGUUUCUCAUGAGGAUGAGAUUUCAAGCAACGGGAGGAACGUGGUGUUUAUGGUCUCAGAGUGUCCACGGUCUAGGUUACAGCUUGUGGACUAUCUGUCUUUGGGAGACAGUGACCUACCUACAGAUGUGACGGAGCACAUAAUACCCAGGGCCCUUCAUGACAUGCUGGUUCAGAGACAGGUGGUGCUGCACUGGAUUGACAGUAGAUCACAUGUUCAGGUCAUGAGGUGUGAGGAUCACCUCAGCUUUGACAAGAUGUCUGAGAUCCUAGCUCAUCUGGGUGGCAGAGUGAUUCCUGUGGUUGCAUUGUUGAACCUCUGCUCUGCUCAGAAGCCAGACUCAAGCUUCAAGGGAGAGACCUUCGCAUUCAAGUCCAGCAUCGCAUACAUGCUGUCAUCUGAAAGGCUCCACCGCCUGGCUUUUCCCGUCAUAGGCGGUGUUCUGCGAUGGGAGCAAGGUGAUGUGACACAGAGCUGUGGCGUCAUGGUUGAACCAGUGUCUCGUGGUCAAAGGUCUCUCCCAGAGUCAGUUCAAGUGUGUCUGAAGGGAGUGCUGCAGAACUGGGAUACCUCUUCACUGACGCAGACCUCCACAGAGUCAUGGGUGCUACAGUGCUCCAGCAGCAGUGACCAGGGGGCGGCCGCCUUCCAGCAUCUCCUAAUGGAGCUGUCUGCUCAUGCUCUGCACAUGCUCUCUGAGGUGAAUGACAGCAGCUCAGUGUGCUCGGCUGUCCUCUCCCCCUUGUCACACACUACAGCUUUGCUCACCAUCUUCCAGUCUGGCGUCACACAGCAGAACCAGUUCUUGACCACUGAAAUCAUUGCCCCCGCGACAGCAGAAACCUCAGCUGAACUGCCAGAUGUUGUGAGCAGCGUCCUGGGAGUAGUGUAUGACAUAAUGGAGGAGGAUGGUGAUAGUGUCGAUGAUCACCAGGUUCCUGAAUGGGCUCAACAGGAAAUCAGCCAUUACCCCCUGACAACAGGCGUGUUGGAGAGUUGGUUCCCUCAAUCAGAUCAGUCAGGAGUUAGUUCCCAUUUAAUGGAGUCAAUGAGGUUGCUGCAUGCAGUAGCAGAGCAGAGAGAAGAGGAGGAGUCUGUCCUACAGCAGGAGCUGCUCAGUGGUCUGGCUGAAUUGUAUCAAGCAUCCCAGGGUGCAGAGGCCAAGAGGGGCAAGAAACGUGGCGCCCAGCGCACGCCGGUGAAACAGAAGAUGAAGACCAUGAGCCGCUCCUUACAGAUGCUGAAUGUCGCGCGGCUGAAUGUCAAAGCCCAAAAGAACCUGACAGAGACUGAGCAGCAGGGUGCUGACAGCAGGGGGACAGACAGACAGGGGAAGAGACGGUCAAGUGAAAGGAACAAAUCUGGAGGAGGGAGCACCAUCAGUUUCACAAGUGAGGCAGAGCUGCUGUCCCAUCUGAAGUCAAGGUAUGAGAGGACUUUGGAAGAGAGGGACUCACCCCUUCUCACUGGUGUCCAGCAGCUCCUGUUUGCUGUCAAGACCUUCCUCAUGACAGAAUCAGACCUUGAGGCAAAGAUCUCACUGUUUGUUCAGCAACACCUACUCAAGACCGGCAAAUCAAUCAGGCAGCUCUAUAGCACAGCUGCUGAUGCUGAGAGCAAAGUCAGAGAGUGCGAGCUUCAGGUGUUAUUGAGGCUGCAGUUGUGCAGGCUUUUCUCGGCGGAGCAGUCUGACUCACUGGAUGUUGACCAGAUGGCAGAGGAGGUGGCUGAAAUGCUCCGAAUAAUCUCUCUAACAAAAGACCCAGUUUGCCUUGCAAGGUUCCUUGAAGAUGAAGUCCUCCCAGGGUUCCUGACCGCCAUUCCUAGAGUGCUCGCAGAUAUCUACCACAGUCUGGGCACCCAGCUCCCUGAGGCUUUGGUGGCUGUUCUGCCUGCUGACUUCUUCAGCGACGAGUCAGUUGCCAAGGACAGCAUUUCUCCUUCAGCCUCCUCCCCUCCCCUCUCCACACAGAGCCUGGUUUCAGAUGGCAAAGAUCGCCUGCAGGAUCUGCGAAAUCGCUCCGCUAGCAAGAGGAGGAGUGGGAUGCUUACUCGUCAUCGCAGUAUGACUGAAUCAUCACAAAGUCUUCGCCAAAUAGAGAUCCCUAAAAAGACUACAAGAGCUUCAAAAUCAAAGGUCUGUGUUGCUUUGGAGAAACCUGUUGCAGAACCACAACCCCAGAAACAAGAAACACAAGAGGUAACGAAGGUGAGAAGAAACCUGUUCAACCAGGAGGUUGUUUCCCCCUCAAAGAGAGCCAAGCUGCCAAGGAGCCAGUCUGUGUCCGCUGUGGAAGGAUUGAAACGCAAGCGAUCUCUUGACUCUGAAGAGAGGCACAAACUUCUAACAAAGAAAGUUUGUGAAACACCCCUCCACAAGCAAGUGUCCAGUCGCCUCUUAUACCGGCAGAAAAUGGGAAGGAGAUCCGUCCCAACUGAGGAGUGCAUCGUGGAAGAGUCACCAGUAAAACCUGCAGAAGACCUCAGAAGAAGCCCAAGGAUAAAGAAGUUUGCUCGAAGACACUCAAACGUCUUCUACUCAAGCUCUCAACCUCGCUCCCGCAACCUUGACAGAGCUCUCUCUGGAUCCCAGCUUACUCUCAGCGAUAGCAAAAUCAGUGGGGUUAACGUAAAAACAGUUCGGUCUCCUAUGCGUCUGCUUUUUGGGGCAGCUGAUUCCCCCAGUCGUCCUUCCGAGCAGUCUUGUGCAACCAGGGCCACCAGGUCGCGUCUGUCUACAGAUUCGAGUGUCUUUGAGAGUCCAAAUAAAACACCAACAAAGUCACCUGGCAAACGUGGGAGAGCCAUGCAUGGGAUCUCAACACCCAGGACGCCCAAGACCCCUCGAACCCCCGGGUCCCCCAAAACACCACCUCCAUCUAGGAAGCAUGUUUUCUCUGCUGCAGAGAGCCCUGUAGCAGGCAGUUCUUGUGAGCUUGUUAUGACUCUAAGAGGUAGUCCUUUCAGAUCUCCAUCCAGACAGACACUUGUGGUAGAGACACCUACGAAGGAAAGCCCUGUGAGGAGCCCGCUGAAGGGUAUUCUUAGGACUCCAGUCAAGGCCUUGGCUGAAUGCCAAUCCUCUCCUGGAUUACGUCUUCUCAAUAGCCCAAUCUCCAGGACUCCCAAGAAGAGCGUCACAUGGUCUCCAUCCCCUCGAAAAUGUAGAGUGGCAGAGAGCAGCGUUACUUUCAAGGUGCCAGAGUCGCCUUGCACUGCAACCCGCAGUUCUCCAAGAUUGAUGAAAACACUCAACAAGUUCAGUAGCCCUGUCAAAAGCACAAACACUAGGAAAGAUAUUUUCAAGUCCCCAGAAAAGACUGCAAAAAGUGUAUUUAUAACAAAGGAUAAAAAUGAGAGGCCCUCUGAAAAACUCUCCAUCAUGGUGAAAACACCUGAAAAGGGUGAAACUGUUCCUCCUCCAGAAUCCACGCCACCUCUAGACCACCACCUUUCACCUAAACCCAACACUAGGACACAGUCCAAGACCCCUAGUCCCACUCACAUGAUGAUGACUCGCUCUGGACGAACUCCAGGCAAAAGUUCAAAUGUUGCAUCCCCAUGUAAGCCAGCCUUUAUACCAGUCAGAGGCACGAGUAAUUCAGAAAAUACUCCAAUAAAGUCUCCAGCAAAGUCCCUGACAAGAAAGAGGUCUGGUCAAGAUGCUGGAUCCACCAGACAUUACUUAAGAUCCCAGUCUAGUAACAGUGUUCCUCCCAAACUGAUCACAGAUUCUGCUGAGAACUGUGACCUUGUGGAAAAGAACACGCAGUCAGAUACAAAAGACGAGGUACAAGAUGAACCUUCCCAAACGUCUGAAACUGACUCGAGUUCCCAUUCAGACUCACAGCAGUUGAACUCUUCACAUUUUGCAUCCACAGACGAUGAUAGUAUGGACAUUGUAGAUGCUGCAGUUGUAAAGACACAGUUUAGUGGACGCAUCAAGAUGAACAUUAGUUUUUCACGGAGGCCUUCAAAAUCCAGCGAAGACUUUGUGUCGAACACAGUCUGUCCUAAAACACGGGUGUCACCCCAAGGCACACCUUCCCGCAGCUAUGGCUUCCGGCAGACCCCUGACCGCCAACAGAGAGAAGCUGCUGCUCGUUUGGGGUACGCAAAUGAACCCCCUCGAUUUUCAACCCCGAGAGGCCCAGCAAGACCUGGUCGACAAAAGAGCACGGGCACUCCGAACCCUCUCACUUACCAGGUGGAAAUGGAAAUGCAAACAUCAGGACUUCCCAAGCUCAAAAUCAAACGCACAGAUUCCAUGAAUGCGGGCGAUUUGGCCUCAGAUGGAGGUCCUCGAUCAGGAGCUCAGAGCCCUUUAGUUGGUGUGAAACCUUCUCAGCUGGAAAGCCCCUUGGCUUUGUUCUCAAAGCACAGAGAUCCUGGAUGUGUCUCGCCAUCUAUCUGCACUCACGUCACCCCCGCCAAGAGCACGCCUGGGAAAGGGGGAAGCGUCCAAACUUACAUUUGUCAGUCUUACACACCUACACGCCAUCCUGCAGGAACAUUGUCUCCAGUGGCAACUACAGACAUCGUUCCUCUGACUCCUUCACCUCAGAGUGUUGGGAAAGUGACCCCUGACAACCUCAACAGCUGGCCUCGUAGGAAGAGAGCUCAGAUUGGAGUGGUCGGAGGCAAGGAUCGUGGUCUAAAGGGGGAGCCUUUGCUGGUGGAGUUGCUGGAGGAGGCUGAGCUUGGAGUUAGUAGAUUGCAGGACAUUGAGGACACGGAGGAACCCUCAAACAGCAAAGCUGCAAUAUCAGCGCUGACUUCCAAACAGUCCCCCCCUGUUGGAGCAGAUGCAUCUCCUCUGUCUCCACUGGAGGACUUGUUCUGGAUGGAGAAGCUAGGUCAGCAGGCUGACCGUGCUGAUCCUCAGAGAGCUGAAGAAGACGUCAUAUGGGCCGCUGGAAAUGGAGAUGUCAAGUCAAUAGCGACGCCGCCCAGCUCAAAGGUGAGGAAGCCGGUGACAGCAAGUGGGAUUUUGGCCCUCACUCACUCUCCAUUGUUGUUCAAGGGCAAAACAGGCUCUGCUAGUAAGAGAACACCAAAUUUCAAAGAUGAGGCUGCAUCAGGGAGGAGGAUAGAAGUCGAUGGAGUGGACGUCUCUCCCUUCAGCCAGCCAAUCAAACGCUCAAACACAGGCAGGACUUACAGUAGGAAGAGGCUGCUCCACUGAUCCACAAAACUGGCAAGCAAAGCGAAAAGAUUGUCCACUCUGUGUUGUACUUCGCCUUUCUCAGGCGUGUUUUGUCAGGAGGGCGUUUGAUGGCAGAUCUGAAAGAUGUCUUUCAAGCACCACUUGAAAGGCUUCGCAGAACAACGAAUGUCCCUUUGAGUUUCUUCCACCAACACUUUUGACCCUGACAUUUAUUGUUCUAACCAGUGGCUUUGAUUUUAAUUGCAACAUUUUAAAGGGAUAUUUUAGAUUUUUCAAGUGAGGUUGUAUGAGGCACUUAUCCAUAGUCAGUGUAUCAUGUACAGUAGUUGGCAUAAGUUUUAAGAUGUACUGCCAAGUGUUGUACUGCUGUGGACAAGGGCAGCAAACAGAACAUAUUUUAGCUACCUAAAAUAUCUAUAUAAAUAUAUAUCAGUUGAAGUGUACACUAUAUUUAGAAUAUGUUUAUCGUUGUACCUUGCUGUCAGACGGCCCUGUCUGACAGAGAGCUGAAGCCGUUAGAUCCAUCAGUGCUCUAUUGACCUUCUUGAGCAAACUGCACUCCUUUGACAACAACAGUUAUUUUACCUCACAAAACACAGGAGUUGCUGGUCUACCACUGCCCCAUUUGCUUAGUUUUUUUAUUUUAUUGUACGACUUUGACUUUUAAUUGGGUUAGUUUGUAAUUCACCAAAAUCACUAACCAAUCAAGGAGCGGUAUACAAGCAACUCCUGUGUUCUGUGAGGUCGAAUUCCUGUUUCUGUUAAAGAAGUGUGGAGGCUUUGAAGAGAGCAUAGAUGGAUGUAAUUGUUCCCUGUCGGAAAGCACUGUCUGACAGCAAAGUAACGCGGUCAGAAUCUUCUUCAUGUAGCGUAAACUUCAACUGAUAAUGGGUUUUUUUUUUAGCAGCCAAUAUUUGCUGUUGCCCCUGUCCACAGCAAUACAUUGUUCAACUUCACUGUCGAUGCUUCUCCACACUGGAAGUGUGCCACCUGACAUCUACUGCUUGUAAUACAGUGACUGUGGAUGAGUACCUCAUACAACCCCACUUCAAAAAACAUCCAAGCUACGCCUGUAAGAUUAAAGGGAGGUUCAACACUGAGUUGAAAAGCUAUGCAGUUCUGCCAAGAUGUUUAAAACUGUUCUAUUAGUGAUUUUAUCUUUCACCAUAUACCAUGUUUUCUGCAUCGGUGUCUUUGAAGCUGAAACGCUCAAAAAUUGUGUUUUUCAAAAUUGUAGUAAGCAAUAUUACAAUCAAGUUUAAACCUAAAUUUGUUGAUAUAAAUACUAUUCAUGUUUAUUUAUUAGUUUGUUUUUGUCAUAAACUUGCUUUUAAGUCAAAGGGAAGGCCUAGUGAGUGAUUCAUAUU